AUACUGGAAACCUAUAACUUUUAUAAAUGAUUAAACAGGGUGAUGAAUUGAGCAAAUAAAUCUGUAGUCAGUGACUAAUUGUCUGUCUGGUCACCGGAAGUUACAUCUUCAUUGUACAACAAAUGAAGACCACGACUUGUUUAGGAGCAGAUACUGAACUCCAUUUCCGGUUAAUUUUAGUCCAUGUUCUUUCAACUGAAUUACUUUUAAUAAAUUUGAAAGCUGGUACUGGGUGAUCUAUCUGGCCAAAACGAGCUUGAUUCUUUUAUUGACAUUGGCUCAGAGUGCUGGUGCCUACAUAAACCCCAAACAUAAGGGGGGAAAGAAUGUAAUCUUUUAAGGGGCACUGAGGAAUAUCUUCUAAAUAUGCAAUUUAUUAAUAUUAAGUUUUUUUUAUUAUUUAUUUUUUGCUAUUUAGUGUAUGUAAUAUAGUGUUCUGUGUGUAAAAGGAAGCCGCCUACGGCUAGCACGAGGCUUGUCGUGUUCUCUGCGACUGCCGGAAAUGACGUCAGUGUUCCGCGGCAGCCUGUCCUGUGUAAAUACUGAUGGUGCGUUUUUACGUCCCCGGUAGGCUGUGACAGGAGGUCUGAAUGGGCACAGUAAGGAGGCUUAUUUGUAGUUCAGUGUAUACACGGCAUUCCUAUCGGACCUGAUGAUUGUGUUAGUCUUUUUCUCCGCGCUUUUUGCGGUGUCCGUUAACGCGGAUUUGUUUCACUUUGACAGCAUCUCAAAUGCGUCGACCUAUUACUUUAACUACCUCUACUGCCAUGUUUGGGAAGGGGAGUGUCAGCCGAACCAGGACGAUGCGACCCAGCAAGUGCCUACAGGGGACAUGUGGUCGUGGCUUGCUCAGGAUUAUACGGGCAUGGUGACCAACUGGUACUGCAGCAUUGGACAGUGCUGUGACUCAGGAGACUGCAGAAUUACUAACAACAUCACAGGUCUAGAGCGGGAUCUACAGCUAAAACUUCAUGGGCAGCACCUGGCUCAGUCGGUGGUCCUGAAGGCCAUUCAAGGCUUCAUUAAUAACCCUGAGUCGAACAAGCCCCUGACCCUCUCCUUCCACGGUUGGUCAGGCACAGGCAAAAACUUUGUGGCCCGGCUGGUGGCCGAUAACCUGUAUCGUGAUGGAGUGAAGAGUGAGUGUGUACGUCUGUUCAUUGCCCCAUUCCACUUCCCACAUGCAAGACUGGUGGACGUGUACAAGGGCCAGCUGAGGGAGGCUAUUAGAGACAUGGUCCUCCGUUGCCCACAGACACUCUUCAUUUUUGAUGAGGCAGAGAAAUUGCACCCUGGUCUUAUUGAUGCCAUUAAACCCUAUAUGGACCACUAUGAUAAUGUGGAUGGUGUUAGCUACAGAAGAGCCAUAUUCCUGUUCCUCAGUAACAUUGGUGGUGCAGCUAUUAAUGAUGUAGCACUGGACUUUUGGCAUUCGGGGCAGAACCGGGAGGAUAUUGGUAUGGAAGAUCUGGAACAUCGACUGCGAGCAGAAUCCAUGGAGGCUGAAGGAGGAUUUGCCCAGAGUGAGCUCAUGUCGGGGCACCUGAUUGACUUCUUUGUGCCAUUCUUGCCUCUUGAAUAUCGUCAUGUUAAACUAUGUGCUCGGGACGCGUUUGUUAUCCGUGGCGUGGAGCCUGAUGAGGCGACUCUAGACGAGGUGGCUAAAGCCAUGCUGUUUCCUCCCACUACACGAAAACAUGCUGGCAGUUGGAUUGGUUAUGCUAAAUUGCUUGUAGGUGUGGACCAUCGGCGUCCCAUCCAUGACAUUUUCCCUCUUCAUGCCCAGUGUUCCCAGGAUAGGCUCCAGAUCCACCGUGACUCUGACCAGGAUAACGCAGUUACCGAGCAGCCUUUUUUUCCCUGAAAUGUGAUAUCCAGCCACUUUUUUCACUCCAGGUAAAGUCCACCCUUUACCCCCAUCUUCACUGACAGCAGCUGUGACACACUGCCACACAACAUAUUUUGUUUGCAAUGUAACUCUACUGCUAAGACUUCCAAAAAGCAUUGACUGCACUUCUGCUAAAGAACAUCAAUUUCAGAUUCACUGAAAUUUCUCUUCUUUGUUACCUUUUGAGCCAGUUUUAUCUGUGUGAACCUCUGUUGCCAGAAAUACUGAUAUGAAAAUUAGUUAAAUAAUGGGCGGUGUGGAGAAACGGGUUCAAAUGUGAUUAAUUCCACGAAAAUGAUUUAUAAAUGACCCUGCACAACGUUGUGUGCAUAUAUUCAACCAGGUUUUCCAUUCCAUCUCGUGAAUUUUACAACUAUAUUGAUUUCUGGGAUUCUACUGUAGUGAUUCUAGCUAGCUAGUGUUUUUACAAAACAAAACAAGGGACAAGUCACCUGUUUGGCACACUUUGCACCACGGCAAGGGGGUUAACCAAAUUCAUUAAGGGCACUUAUGUACUGUACGCUCACUAGAAGAUGGAGGAAACAACAAAAUGUCGGAUCACAUACUUGUUUUCAUAACACGCUUUCCCGUGGAAAAGCACCAUAAAUGUAUAGGUCAAGUGUGGCAGUUAUUUACUUUUUUUUUUUUUAAAUGUACCUUUACAUUUUGUUCUAUAAUUAUUUAAAGUAAAUGUGCUGUUUAUGAAUGCCUUAAAUAGAAUCAUUUGGGUUUUUGUCACUUUUUAUGGAUGUAGGAUUUUAAGGUUCAGAAGACAUGAAGGUAAAGAAAAGCAGCUGAAACUGUAAUACAGACCAUCAUUUCUCAGCAUUACUGUUGUUUCUGUUACAAGAAAAGUCUAUUUUUCUAGAGAAAAUACCAGACUGUGACAGCAAUAAGAACAAUGCAGAGUCUGGGGUCGGUGUGUACCCCUUAGACCUCUAACCUCUAACUUGUGUUUCCAUACACUAUGGAAUUGCACGGUAGUGUUUACAAUGUCAUUACUGGGUUUAAGAGAAAUCUGUUGAAGUGAAAGGAUUUAAUUUAAAUGUUCUAGAUGAAAGUACAUCACCAUGUUCAGUCAUUUUGGUUGACAUGAAGCUACAGUGUGUCAAAAAAAUAUUCCAAAUAAAAAUGUACAUGUGCAUGCUGGUUUGCUAUAAUAGUAAGCUAUUAACGCUUUAUAUUUAAGGACUUCUAAAUUGUCAUUGUUAUGUAUAUUUUGAACAUUUUAUAACACUGUAUUUGGCUUUUAGACUUUUGUGUCAGUAACAUUUUCACCACUACGUCACCAGCUGAAGGGUCUAAAUCUUUUGUUUUAAUUUUAGCUCUUGCACAUAAAAUGUUUUAGACUGGAA
Molecule: messenger RNA, 3243 nt
Organism: Pangasianodon hypophthalmus (striped catfish)
Lineage: Eukaryota; Metazoa; Chordata; Actinopteri; Siluriformes; Pangasiidae
Gene: tor3a
Product: torsin family 3, member A
Exons: 7
Coding region: 653-1864 (403 amino acids)
Cellular component (GO): endoplasmic reticulum lumen; nuclear envelope
Molecular function (GO): ATP binding; ATP hydrolysis activity
Source: RefSeq, a predicted model, not a curated record